Messenger RNA from Cajanus cajan (pigeon pea), 1792 nucleotides. NCBI's taxonomy places the organism in Eukaryota, Viridiplantae, Streptophyta, Magnoliopsida, Fabales, Fabaceae. The record is from RefSeq and is a predicted model, not a curated record.
AGCUACAUUUCCUCUCUCCAUGCCGAGGCCGAGGCCGAGGCCACUGACGUUGUAUUUUAUUAAUUGGUGAAAAUGGUUUCCGUACGAAAGCAUUGGUUGGUAACAAUUAAUAAAUAAUGACGAUGAAGUGGUAGAGACUAGAGAGAAAAGAAGAGGACCUCGUCCUCCAUAUCUGAACCUCAAGACUUGGUGUUGGGCUUUCUUAAAGCCCAAAGAAUGGUGGCGGUGGGACGCAGCUUCGAGGAAUGGAGUCCAUUUGCAGCGAUGGUGAUCGUGGAGUGCCUCGAUGUGGGCCUCAGCACGUUGGGCAAAGCAGCCAUGUCCAGAGGAAUGAACCACUUCGUCUUCGUCCUCUACUCCAACGCUCUCGCUACGCUCAUUCUCCUCCCUUCCUCUUUCAUCACCAACUCACGUGUACCAAGAGCAACGAGAGCACCCCUUUCUUUCUCGCUUCUCUCCAAAUUCUUCCUCCUCGGCCUUCUUGGCAUAACUAUCAUGCAGAAUUGUGUUUUCACCGCCAUUGACUAUAGCUCUCCCACACUUGGAUCCGCUAUGAGCAACAUAACUCCAGCAGUCACUUUUGUGCUCGCGGUCAUCCUCAGGAUGGAGAAGUUGGAUAUUGGAAGCUCAAUAAGCCAGAUCAAAGUCAUGGGCACAGUGCUGUCCAUCUCUGGAGCAUUACUCGUGACCCUUUACAAGGGCAGUCCCAUCGGAGGACUUCGAACUCAACCCUCUCCAUCACAGCCAUUGCCAUCUUUGUUGGCUGAAACCGGUAACUGGGUCAUUGGAGGUCUCUUCUUUGCCACUGCCUCUCUAUCUCUUGCAGCCUGGAAUAUUACUCAGGCAGCAAUUCUUAAGGGAUAUUCAUCUCAGUUAACCAUAGUAGCCUUCUAUUGCUUGUUUGGAAGCAUCCAAAGUGGAAUACUUUCUCUCAUUGUAGUCAGAGAUCCAAAUGACUGGAAAAUAAGCCCUGACAUUGAGCUCAUCUCAAUAUUCUAUUCAGCUAUUGUGGGAAGUGUGUUGACAUUUUCUGUAUUGACUUGGUGCAUAAAAAGGAAAGGACCUGUAUUUGUUAGCAUGUUCAAGCCUGUGGGGAUUGCCAUUUCAGCCUUUUCUAGUGUUGUCUUCCUUGGUGAAACACUCCAUGUUGGCAGUAUCAUUGGCGCAGUGAUAAUUGCCAUCGGAUUUUACACAGUAUUGUGGGCACAAUCAAAAGAGGAAAACGUGAAAGGCCUCCAAGUUGAUAGACAAUCAUCCCCGUCUGCCCAAAGGAGUCCUCUACUAGAGUCUUACGGAAGCAAUGUAUUAGCAUAAACAUUUUUAACGGUGUCUACUAGUUCAUCUUCGUCAAUUUAUUGAAUAGUCACCGGUGUGGUGAAAUAAUAUUUUUCAGUAGAUAUUUUACCAAUCUAUAGUUCUGUUUUGCAAAUUGUAAUGUAAUCCUGCUCACCUAUUUCUGUACUGCCUGGCUGCCUGCUCUGGUAAAUGGAAACACUUGCAUUCCUCAGUUCCCUCAAUUUGAAAAAGGACAAUGGCUCAUCAGAAGAUAACUAAUUGUAAUGUAAAUCCUGCUUACCUAUUUAUAAUCCUUUACAAAAUGUGGAACCAUAAGAGUCCCGAGAGGAAUUAGCACUUGAAUUAAACAUAACCCCUUUACCAUGUAGGAAAACAAUCUAAUAAGUCAAGCCUACACAUCUGCACCAUUUUUACCAGAUACUGUGCAUAUAAUCACUUGACUUCAUGAUGCAGAAUCUACUACAUUGUCAUCCAGAUUUCAGUGUUGGAGAAUAAU